AUGGCCACGCUGGGCCUCAAUCCUGCUGACUGCCCAUCAGAGGUCAGACCACAGGAUGAUGGCAUGAAGUACCAUGACAGUCCACACCAAGGCAUGGAAUUUGAUUCUCGAGACCGUCCGUGGGCUGCUCAACAGAGCGGUGGCUACUGGCAGGAGCAGUGGAGGCCUGACAGCGGAGAAUAUGGCUUUGCAGGACAAGGUGGAAAUAUGGACUGGACAUCUGGUUGGCAGAUGCCGAUGGCCGUGAAUGACGGGUGGCAAAACAGGAACCGAAACAGCGCCACCAAGUCCAAGCGGCGGUUUUGCACUUCUUUUCCAGAUGUCAGUCAGUGCCGCCGAGGAGCUGGCUGUGCUUUUGCGCACUCGCGCGAGGAGAUAGCAGUUCCCCUUCUGUCUAUCGCCGAGGAAAAUCAGGAGCAACAUGCCUUGACGGACGACUUCUUCAUGUACAAGUACAAGAUGAGCUGGUGUCCGGUGGGCGUUCAACAUGAAUGGCACACCUGUGUCUACGCUCACAACUACCAGGAUGCACGACGCCCUGUGACCAUCGGCUACGGAGCAAGGUUGUGCCCAUACUGGAGCAAGAAGGACACUGGCGCUGAGUACUCCCAGAGGUGUCCUCUUGGCCUCCGUUGUCCUUACUCCCACGGUGCCAAGGAGCAGCUCUAUCACCCACACUACUUCAAGACGGUGGUUUGCCGUGACCUUCGCGGUAAGGCAUGCCCACGGCACAAGCUUUGUGCCUUCUAUCAUCACCGGCACGAGCGUCGCCCAACUCCACCUGAUGACGUUGAGUACACGAAACCGCUUUCCUCAGAGGCUUUGCCAGAAAAUUGGGUUGCGGACUUUCUGUCCCCUCCGUUCCACGCUGAAUCAGGGAAGCCCAGAAUGGAUGACGGCAAGGAUCGCAACAUGAUGCAAGCUCCCGGGCAGAUGGAACAAAGUGGCCAGUUUGGGCAAAUGCAGUGCGGCAUGCCUUUCUUCCCAAUGCUGCCCGGACCUUAG
Molecule: messenger RNA, 1005 nt
Organism: Symbiodinium natans
Lineage: Eukaryota; Dinophyceae; Suessiales; Symbiodiniaceae
Source: the annotation of a GenBank genome assembly